This is a messenger RNA of Mauremys mutica (yellowpond turtle), 2186 nucleotides long. It is a transcript of the gene SLC37A3, whose product is annotated as solute carrier family 37 member 3. Bases 170 to 1675 code for a protein of 501 amino acids. Gene Ontology annotation, cellular component: endoplasmic reticulum membrane. Gene Ontology annotation, biological process: transmembrane transport. Gene Ontology annotation, molecular function: transmembrane transporter activity. Lineage: Eukaryota; Metazoa; Chordata; Testudines; Geoemydidae. The transcript has 15 exons. The record is from RefSeq and is a predicted model, not a curated record.
CGUGACUUCCUGUAGCUGGUCUGGAGAUGCUGGCAGGUGAGCCGCGUUGACGUGGAAGGAGUCGGUGGGACGCCUCUGAGCGCCUGGAAAAGGGAGUGAGAAGAGAAAUGACCUAAACUAACUUUCAGCCUUUGAGGCCAAGGGCCGGAAGGAGGGCGAGGCCAGAAGUAUGGCUGUGCCUAGGAAUUUGCGAAGGCAGCCUGCAAAUGGAUCCCUUGUGUCCCAUUGCACUCAUCACCACAUUGCUGUGUUCCUGCUUACCUUCUUCAGUUACUCCCUGCUCCAUGCUUCCAGAAAGACGUUCAGCAAUGUCAAGGUCAGCAUUUCCAGCCAAUGGACUCCUUCCGACAUAAAUACCACGGCCCUGGAGCUCCAGCCAUAUGAGCUCUGGAACAGUAGCCAUUUAUUUCCCAAUGCAGAAGAAGCCACUCUUUUCCUGGGGACGUUGGACACUAUCUUUCUCUUUUCCUAUGCUGUGGGUCUCUUUGUCAGUGGCAUAGUUGGGGAUCGCCUGAAUUUACGAUGGGUCUUGUCUUUCGGCAUGUGCUCCUCUGCUUUAGUGGAAUUUGUAUUCGGCACUCUCACAGAAUGGCUGCAUUUCUACAACAAAUGGUUCUACUGCUGCCUAUGGGUUGUGAAUGGCUUGCUGCAGUCCACUGGCUGGCCCUGUGUUGUUGCCAUCAUGGGCAACUGGUUUGGAAAAGCUGGGAGGGGUUUUGUUUUUGGACUCUGGAGUGCCUGUGCAUCAGUGGGGAACAUUCUGGGAGCAUUCCUUGCCUCCUGUGUUCUGCAGUAUGGCUAUGAGUAUGCCUUCCUGGUGACAGCAUCAGUGCAGUUUGCUGGAGGAAUCAUUGUUUUCUUUGGGCUUUUGAUUUCCCCGAAAGAAGUGGGCCUCCCUGAGCUUGGAGAAGAACAGGAGGGCAGUGCUGAAGAAGAUGCAAACAAACCCUUAAUCAGCAACAAUGAGGAGGAUGAGGAUGAUCAAAAUUACUCUAUUCAAGCACCUGAUACUAGCAACCAGCCGAAGGCCAUUGGCUUUUUCCAAGCUUGUUGUCUACCAGGUGUUCUACUGUAUUCCCUGGCCUAUGCCUGCUUGAAACUAGUGAAUUACUCCUUCUUCUUCUGGCUGCCGUUCUACCUCAGCAACAACUUUGGAUGGAAGGAGGCUGAAGCUGACCAGCUUUCAAUUUGGUACGAUGUGGGAGGAAUCAUAGGUGGGACAAUCCAAGGCUUGAUUUCCGAUAUGCUACAGAAGCGAGCUCCAGUGCUAGCGAUCAGCUUGCUUCUGGCUAUAGGGUCUCUCUUUGGAUACAGUCGUUCUCCAAACAGCAAACCCAUCAACGCGUUCAUCAUGGCCAUUACAGGGUUUUUCAUUGGAGGCCCAUCUAACAUGAUCAGCUCUGCGAUUUCUGCUGACCUGGGACGUCAAGAAUUGGUCAGAGGGAACAGUGAGGCUCUGGCAACAGUCACAGGAAUUGUGGACGGAACUGGGAGCAUUGGAGCUGCAGUGGGCCAGUAUCUAGUUUCUUUGAUCCAGGACAAUCUGGGAUGGAUGUGGGUUUUCUAUUUCUUCAUUCUUAUGACAAGUUCAACAAUCCUGUUCAUCUCACCGUUACUAGUGAGGGAAAUUAGAUUGCUCCUGCAUGAGAGACGCUUGCGUACGCGGACUGGGUGACUGCCGCUUCCCUUCAGAGGGACUGUCCAAGGAAAAUCAACAACUGGGAGACAAAUCAAAAUUCUGGGAGGUUUAUGUUUGUUUUCUUUUCUCCCCCUCCUGCCCUGCAAGUUUGGACUAAUUCAGAAUGUGCCACAAGGUUUUGCAGACCAGCCUUGGAGAACUUGCUGUUGGAAUACCAAAUAGAUCGAGGCCAUCUGCAACAUGGAGCUACUGUUCCAAGAUAGAGGGAUGAAUCAGUUUGGCUGUAGUCCCACCGGAGCCUUUCAAGUCAGCAAGUGCGCUCUUUCCUCGUGGUUUGUGGUCCCAUUGCCAUAACCUUUACUGAUUAUUUCUGGAUGUCCUGAUGACAAGUGUCAGAUAUUUAAAACUGAAGAUGGGGAGUCAAUGUUACAGUGAAUGGUGAGACCUCAUUAUGCUGCAGAAACCGUACAGCCCACUUCGUGAAUAUUCUGAAGUUCUUUCUUGCUUUGGUUUAGAAGAAUGAGCAAAAAGUUUAUUUGGAAUCGGA